GCAGAGCAGGGUGCAGUGGUGAUCCGUCAGUAUCAAAUUCCCGGCUGCGCUAAUGUGACCGAAUAAGACAGGAGCAAUCGAGCUACGAGCUUCGUUUCUGACUGGGCGGGAAUGAGCUGCCAUCUGCUGGCCGGAGUCUAGCAUUACAUGCUUGAGUUGAAGUUUACGCCUUCGGCCCUCUGCUGCCGGUCGCGCAGGGAUGACGUCACCCGUGCGACCUGUGCUCUCCUCAGCCUUGUUCAUAGGACGUGCAUGGGGUUCGCUGGACAUCCAGGAGCCAAGUGAUGGUAAUGAGCAGCAAUGGCUUUGACACUUCGAAUGAACAGAGGACUCAACCUAUGCAAGAAUUAUCAAUGGAUGAAAAGCCGUUCUCCUGCCUUCUGUCCCACCUCCCACCAUCCAGUGUUAUACAGCAGCAGUUACCGAAGACCUGGUCUUCCUCCAGAUAAUACACCUUUUUGGAAGAAAACAGAUUUUAGCGUUAAAAAUGGCAUUACGCGUUUUAAGAAACAAUUUGGACUUCUGAUGAAAGAAGGGGCGGAUCACCUUAGAGGGCCGGAGGGUAAGCCAUUGAGGGAAAACCUCUUGGAGCAGACAAGAGUGGUAUGGGAGUUCAGGCAGCCAGAAGAUCUGCAGAAGUGGGUGGUGUCAUCAGAUGCGGAGAUUGGCGGCAAAAGCCAGGCCUUCCUGAAACUUGGUAACAACAACCAGACGACCCUGUUUUAUGGGGUCCUUAAUAAUGAAGUUCCUCGUGAUGGCGAAACAAAAUACAGCGGGUAUUGCACCUUAAGAUCCAAGGCUCCAAAGGGAGCCUUCAAUCGCAAGUUGUCUUAUGACUGGUCCAACUUUAACAUGCUGCAUUUGAGGGUCCGGGGAGACGGACGGCCUUGGAUGGUGAACAUCCAGUCUGAAACCUAUUUUACUGGCCAGUGGGAUGACUUAUACAACUAUUUUCUAUACACUCGCGGUGGUCCGUACUGGCAGGACAUAAAGAUUCCCUUGUCAAAGUUCUUUUUGACAAGCCGAGGAAGAAUUCAAGACGGUCAGUACCCACUGUGGCCAGAUAAGAUUACUACCCUUGGAUUUACACUUGCGGACAGAGCAGAUGGACCAUUUCAUCUUGAGAUCGAUUUCAUUGGAUUAUGUAGAGAUCUGGCACAUACAGAAGAGUUUGCAUAUGAAUUAUACAAAACCACGCCAAUAUAAGCGAUAGUGUACGAUUGGUAUAAAUAAGGAUUAAACCAUUCUCUUUCCCUUUA
Molecule: messenger RNA, 1259 nt
Organism: Bufo gargarizans (Asiatic toad)
Lineage: Eukaryota; Metazoa; Chordata; Amphibia; Anura; Bufonidae
Gene: NDUFAF1
Product: NADH:ubiquinone oxidoreductase complex assembly factor 1
Biological process (GO): mitochondrial electron transport, NADH to ubiquinone; mitochondrial respiratory chain complex I assembly
Cellular component (GO): mitochondrion
Source: RefSeq, a predicted model, not a curated record